AUGGGGCUUCUCAGUAUAAUUCGGAAAAUCAAGCGCAAAGAGAAGGAAAUGCGGAUUCUCAUGGUUGGCCUGGAUAACUCCGGCAAGACGACGAUAGUCAUGAAAAUUAAUGGUGAAGAUACCAGCAUUAUUAGUCCUACUCUAGGUUUCAACAUCAAGACCAUUUCUUACCAAAAAUAUACUUUGAACAUUUGGGAUGUGGGGGGACAGAAAACAAUAAGAUCUUAUUGGAGGAACUAUUUUGAGCAGACGGAUGGAUUGGUUUGGGUUGUUGAUAGUUCGGAUCUUAGAAGGCUAGAUGACUGCAAAUAUGAGUUGCAUAAUCUUUUGAAAGAAGAGCGGUUAUCAGGAGCAUCAUUACUGAUACUUGCAAAUAAGCAGGAUAUAGAAGGUUCUCUUUCUCCAGACGAAAUAGCUAAAGUUCUCGACUUGGAAGCAAUGGAUAAUAGCCGGCACUGGCGGAUUGUGGGAUGCAGUGCUUAUACUGGAGAGGGUUUACUUGAAGGAUUUGAUUGGUUGGUUCAAGAUAUCGCCUCUCGUAUCUAUAUGCUUGAUUAGUCCAAUGGUGUGAAUUACAGUCUUGAAUGUGGAUAUAAGAUUUUUUUUUCGGGUAACUUGGAUUUUUUUUGCACUUGAAUAGGUCUUACUUUGUGUUUUAGAGGAGUUUCAUAUGAUCUUUUCCUGUCUUUCAUCAUUUUUUACGAGCUAAUGUAUAUGUUGGUGUUUGUUGAUGCUUUGGGCGGCCGAAAGUUCCCAGGCAUGAUUUUUGAAUUGAUCGAAAAUGUUGAAUGGAGCAGAGACGAGGAAGACCUUGCAGUUUGGUAAUGUCAUUUUGUUAUGCUACCUAUUGUUCUUGACGUUGUACUCAUAAGUCAUUCUCUGCGAAAUCAACUUGGCUACGCGGAUUGUAUCAGCAUUUUGCAUUCAGUUGAUAUUAGCAGUUUAUGAUAUUAACUGUGGAGUUCGCUUUGUGUUACAUGUUCUGAAUUGG
Molecule: messenger RNA, 991 nt
Organism: Oldenlandia corymbosa var. corymbosa
Lineage: Eukaryota; Viridiplantae; Streptophyta; Magnoliopsida; Gentianales; Rubiaceae
Source: the annotation of a GenBank genome assembly